AUGCCACGUAUAAAUAAUGAAGAAGAGGGCGCAAAGAUGAAACGGGGCAAGGGCAAAUUCGAACCAGUAUUUGUCCUAUCCGGCUUUAAAACUAAAGCAGACGCUAAAGACUUUGUGAAAGUGAUUGAUGGUUCUCAUGUUAGAGGCAUAUUCAUAACUGAAUACAAUAAACUCAAAAAAUGGGAAGAUAAGAUGUAUUAUAAAGGCGUCUUAAGGCGCAUAAUCUCAGUAAAAGCGAACUUUAUAUCUAAACAUUCCGACUCGGGAUUAUGGUGGAAGCAGGAGAACGAUUGGAUAGCCCAUUGGUAUACAACCGAGAACGAACAGCUUGAAAUGGCCUUGAGAGAUGGCUGGAAGGUUGAUGGGAGGGAUAUAGUUCGGCAUAAAGUCUUGGAACUCAAUUAUGUACCUGCUACUAAACGGCCGUCGAAACUUUCAAAGAGAACGUUUGAUAACGUCAAGAAGGCCAUAUGGGAAGUUGGCGGCGGCGGCGAUCAAGCAGUUGAGGAUCGGGAUCGGUGGGCAAAAAACGACGAAUUUGGAUAUCGAGCAGAGAUGAAUAAGAGGAGGAAGGAUGGCAUGCUUGCGUUUGAUUUUGGGCAAAGUGCGGAUUUACCUAUUUCAUUGCUAGCAACAGAUCCAAAGACCAAGUAUGCAGAAAAGAAAAAGGCUUUUAGAGAACGAAUGAGAGCCAUUCUCGAACCACGAUUCAUGCCGAGCUCCUAA
Messenger RNA from Paraglomus brasilianum, 726 nucleotides. The record is from the annotation of a GenBank genome assembly. NCBI's taxonomy places the organism in Eukaryota, Fungi, Glomeromycota, Glomeromycetes, Paraglomerales, Paraglomeraceae.